This is a messenger RNA of Diplodia corticola, 933 nucleotides long. RefSeq lists its product as uncharacterized. The transcript has 3 exons. The record is from RefSeq and is a predicted model, not a curated record. Bases 1 to 933 code for a protein of 310 amino acids. Lineage: Eukaryota; Fungi; Ascomycota; Dothideomycetes; Botryosphaeriales; Botryosphaeriaceae.
AUGUCCACAGGUUCACAGCCGCGUUCCUCGGUGUCGUUCUCCGACUCCACUGCCAUGAGCCGGCCAGGAGGCACUCCCCAUACGCUUCCGACACCAGAGAGCGAGCGAAUGACGGGCAUCCAAACGAUGCCGUCAGCCGCCAUCACUCAUGGCGGAUUGCCCAUCUCGGGCCGAGUACAUUCGAGCAACAGGUUUGGGCUCCGUCCACCGCCUCCCAGCCAGAGCGGAAACCACCGCUUCCUGCCACUCUUGGACCUUCCGGCGGUCAAUGUCCGUCUGAUCGACUCGCCCAUCACGGCACCAGAGAAUACGCCGGCUCCCAGUGCUGGAGCGUCAGAUGGAGCGAUUCCGCAGGAACGCCUGCCAUCGAUAGCCGAAGUGCUCCAGCGGCUGCCGGAGCUGUCUAGCGAUGUGAGUUCUGCCGCGACAACCCUGGCCGAACCUGGCAUGCUCGACGAGGAGGAGAUCCUUGUUCAGUCCAGCCCGCUUGCCCCCUCCAGCCCCACGUUCAAUGGCAGAUCUUCGACUCCUCUGACGCAGCACGGAGUACGAGAACAUACUGACUGGCAAGAGGAUGUUGAGGCGGACCUUGACCGUGCUCUGGCACGACUUGCGAACCUUGCGCGUGAUGAUCACGAGCAGGACACGAGCUCCUCGGUCGAACAGCACUACACGCGUCGCUUGGAUGCGGCGAUUGAGCGUCAGCACACGCGAUACACGUACCUUCAGGAGGCCAAGUCGACCAUCACCACCCUCCUUCUUCACCGUGCCAAGCUCCGCUCUCUUCUGGAGGCCAUCGCAACAGAGGUCGCUCACGACAACAAGGGAGUUGUUGAUACCGUUACGACGGUCCUAGCUGAGAUUGACGACGACGACGAAGUCGAUGAUGAUGAUGAAGACGAUGAUGAUGAAGAUGAUGAUGAUGAAGAAUGA